AGACUCUCCACCUAUUUGCGCUUGUCUUGUAGGGGUUGGUGAGUGGCAUCGACAGCAGUUGCCUUAUUGCCGUGUCUUUACAUGAGCACUCGCAGCUGAAUCGCAUCACACCCCUUUUUUCACCAAACAGUGACUGUUGGAUAAACACUCCCGUACAAGGACAAUAGCACAGUUUAUGGUUUUGGCAGAAGAUUCCAAGAUGUCUCGUACAGACGAGGUCCACCGUAUAACGGAGAAUGUAUACAAGAACAUCAUGGAGCAGUUCAACCCCUGCUUGCGAAACUUCGUUGCCAUGGGGAAGAACUACGAGAAGUCCCUCUCCAAUGUGACGUUUGCAGCGAAGGGCUACUUUGAUGCCCUGGUACGGAUGGGCGAGCUGGCCAGCGAGAGCCAAGGAUCCAAAGACUUAGGGGACGUGCUGUUCCAGAUGGCCGAGGUGCACAGACAGAUCCAGGUGCAGCUGGAGGAGAUGUUAAAGUCCUUCCAUAAUGAGUUACUCUCAGAGCUGGAGAAGAAGGUGGACUUGGACGCCAGAUACCUGACGGCGGCGCUGAAGAAGUACCAGAUGGAGCACAAGAGCAAGGGCGAGAGCCUGGAGAAGUGUCAGGCCGAGCUCAAGAAGCUGCGCCGGAAGAGCCAGGGCAGCAAGAACCCCGCCAAGUACGGCGAGAAGGAGCUCCAGUACGUGGAGACGAUCAGCAGCAAGCAGACUGACUUGGACACCUUCAUCGCCGAGGGCUACAAGACAGCGCUGUCGGAGGAGAGGAGGAGGUACUGCUUCCUGGUGGACAGACAGUGCGCCGUGGCCAAGAACAGCAGUGCCUACCAUGGCAAGGGCAAAGACCUGCUCACCCAGAAGAUCCCAGUGUGGCAGCAGGCCUGCUCCGACCCCAACAAGCUGCCCGACCGGGCCAUGCUCCUGUGCCAGCAGAUGGGCUCCGGCACGGGCACCCUGGUCCCCAGCCCCCUGCACUCCUCCAAGGGCAACCUGGUCAUCUCCGACCCCAUCCCCGGAGCCCAGCCUCUGCCCAUGGCCCCCGAGCUGGCCGCCCUGAUGGGCAGUGGUCUAGGAGGAGGGAGGCUGAUGGGCCCCGACGGCAUGUCCAUGGUGAACGGCACGACGGGCGUGCCCCCGGAGGAGUUCUGGGGGGAGGGCGGUGUGACCCAGGGCCGCCCCCCGUCUCCCCAGCCCCCGACCCUGACCCAGCCGCCUCCCCAGCGGCAGGUCAGCGACGUCUACUCCAACACCCUGCCCGUCCGCCGGCCUGCCCCCGCCAAGAACAAGACCUCCGUGGGCGAGACGCGGACUCUGCCGCGGUCGAGCUCCAUGGCGGCGGGCCUGGAGAAGAACGGGCGGGCCCGCGUGCAGGCCAUCUUCUCGCACGCCGCCGGCGACAACAGCACGCUGCUCAGCUUCACUGAGGGCGACAUCAUCACCCUGCUGGUGCCCGAGGCCCGCGACGGCUGGCACUACGGCGAGAACGAGAAGAACAAGAUGCGUGGCUGGUUCCCCUUCUCGUACACCCGUGUGCUACCGGAGAGCGACAACGAGAAGCUGAGAGUCAAUCUGCACCACGGGAAGAGCAGCAGCACAGGGAACCUGCUGGAGCGUGACGACCUGCUGCCCGCGCCGGACUACGGCCUGACCGCCCGCCUGCUGGCCCAGAGCCUCACACAGAGCCGCCCGCGCCCCUACAGCAUGGCCGGCUUCACGCAGCCCGCGCUUGAGGACUAUGACAGCCGCUUUGCCACAAGUUUGGGUCCAGAAUUAUCCCGGUUCUGAGUGGGCAGGACCUCCUGACCGCUCUCUGGAGGGCUACUUCAGGCAAACCUUCAACGACGACCGAGCAGCUCCUCUCUUCUAUUAGUCAGGACUGGCCCAUGCCCUGUCAUCACGUCACUGUUUUCUUCCUCCCCCUCUCUCUCUCUGUCUCCCUCUCUCUCUCUUUCGCUCUCUCUCUCUCUCUCUCUCAACCUUUUGCUCACCCUGUCUGUUGUUUUUUUUCUCUCUCUCUCUUUCCCUUUUGUCUCUGUGACACUCCUGUCAUUCUCUGAGCCCCUCUUCUUUGCUAUCUUUUAUACUGUCUGUCUCUCCCUCCCUCUUUUCUGUCUUCUCUGAUCUUGCUGUGUGCUCUCACUCUGGCCAGCCUUGGGCUGUGACGGGACGAGAGCGCCCGCUGACGUUGAGUACCCCCCCGUCACAAUGGAGAGUGGACACCAACCCGUGACCCCGCGCUAUUGUCGUGGGGUCGUGCGUUUAACGCAGGCACGUCACAUAGUUUUCUAGCACUGUAUUUAAAUCCACUCAAGAUGGGCCUUUUCAAAUGUACAGUUUGUAUGUAAAGUGAGAAGCGAUGGGAGGUGGUAGGUGUGAACCUACCGCUGAAGUUGACGUGGAGUAGAUGGAGGCAACGUUUUUCUCACGCAUUGUCUUGUUAUAUAUAUAUAGAGAUAAUUUCAUUUUAAUCAAGAGUCAUAAUGAUCCAAAUGUGUCGUUUUUACUGUAAGUAUCCAUUUUUCUAUUCAGACUGCGCAGAAUGAGAAAGCGAUGACGAGUGCUCGGUAUUGAGACAUUUCUUGAUAAUUCACUUACAGUAUCUUUGAAGCUGAAGAGUGUUUAGGUUUGGAUUUAUACCAUUUAGUUCUGUUGUGUCUCUCAGCCAAACAGACUACAAGUCCUCACAAUCCUGUAUCGUUAUGGUGACUAUUUCUGCUCCGUGCACAAGUAUAUGGUAGAGCCUAGUACCUGCUCCUUUUUUUUUUGUAAUAAAUACAGAAAUAAUUUGAAGGAAAAAAAAUAGCGGUCAUCUUACUCGGUCAGUCUAAAGUACUAAGAACAGUAUUCACUACAAUGCUUUUCUUCUGUAGAAAGCUGUUAUACAUAGUGACUCUAGUCUCUCCUUAAAGGUCAACUUGUAAAUCUGCGCUUGUAAAAAAAAAUAGUUUUCUUUUUUUUCUGACAGUGUUUCAACUCUUUUAUUCUACUUCAAUCUCUAGUAAUGCCUGUGCAAUCGAUCACCUGAACUGACACAGUGAACUUAUAGAACAGGAGCACCAACACCAUGGGAACAGUGCCUUCCUCUACAGUCUGUUUAGUGCUCUCAGCCUUUUGAUUUACAGUAAAAAGAAAUCCUUUCAUUUAACACUAGUGUAAGCAAAGGGAAAAUACUCUGCAAUGUCUUUCUUUUCUUUUUAAUUGUAGAAUUUCUUUGUGUUUUUCUAUCUUUUUUUAAUUCAUUUUCAGAUUUUGCUUGAAGACAGACUUUUUAUUUUGAGCUUAAAAUGAUUUUAUCUGUGUGUCUGUGAGGUUUUCUGCAAGGGUUGCGUGUGUUUGUAGUUAUGCACAUAAAGUUGUGUUAAACUGAGCAACAUGCACAUGACUGCAAAUCCUUUUACAAUAGCUGAGGCACUCCACUGCACCCCGUGCUGGCUGCUUUGAAGAAGUUUGACCACUAGAAACUGAGAAUUGAUUGCUGAAAAUGAGAAUGUAAAGAGGUGUAUAAUGUGUGUGUGUGUGUGUGUGUGUGUGUGUGUGUGUGUCUGUGUGCCGCGGCAGAGAGUUUGGUCCACGCUAAGACCGGUCUUAUGAAUGACCGAUAACAAAUUCUUAGUAAAGUGUGUUUGUUUGUGAUUUUGGUCAAGUGGAAUCAAUUUUGUUUUGUAAUGUUUUUAUGUCAUGCGGCUUAUCUCUUUUUUUUGUAAUAACUUGUUUGUCUGUAUGAAUGCUGUCCAAAAACUGUGCAGAAUCUAUAUCUUACAAAAUAAUAAUAAUAAUAAUAAAAAAAAACUAUUUCCCAGAGUUAUACACAUUGAAUCACUAAACUGAAUGAUUUCGCUGGAAUCAAUCUGUGGAUUCCAGUGCCUGGCAAAAACCAAUGAAUAAAUAGCAGAAGCACAAGGAUAAACUGGUCUGCUUUAUUUGUAGAGUAGUACAGCAAUGAUGAUGUUACUACAGUUGCACGACCUCACCAUGACCCCCCUGACCCUCCACCAGAGGCACGGGGCCCGUUCUCAUUGGUCACUCUACGGUGGGCACAAC
This is a messenger RNA of Sardina pilchardus (European sardine), 4039 nucleotides long. RefSeq names its product BAR/IMD domain containing adaptor protein 2a (gene baiap2a). Gene Ontology annotation, cellular component: cytosol; nucleoplasm. Gene Ontology annotation, molecular function: protein binding; cytoskeletal adaptor activity. Bases 176 to 1783 code for a protein of 535 amino acids. The record is from RefSeq and is a predicted model, not a curated record. Gene Ontology annotation, biological process: plasma membrane organization; actin filament bundle assembly; actin crosslink formation. The transcript is spliced from 15 exons. Lineage: Eukaryota; Metazoa; Chordata; Actinopteri; Clupeiformes; Clupeidae.